Molecule: messenger RNA, 1746 nt
Organism: Lactuca virosa
Lineage: Eukaryota; Viridiplantae; Streptophyta; Magnoliopsida; Asterales; Asteraceae
Source: the annotation of a GenBank genome assembly
UAUUACAUUAACAAACUCCAAAUCUGCGUAAAACGGUUGCAUCAUAAAGAAAAAAGGGACAAGCAAGACAAUAACUUGAUGCUGCUGAUCGUCAACGGACGGGAUUCCAGAACAGGAACAUCAUAAUGGAAGUGUUUAAACGAAGUUAGUAGUCAUCAGCGCAAGGAAAGCUCAAGGAGGUUCGAUUUGGUUGUAAAAUGGAACAUUAUAAGUCCCGAAACAACGAUUUCUUCCACUUCACAAACCCCCACGAUGAUGCAAGUGAGCUAGAUGAUGAUGACGAUUACGAUGAACUGCAAUACGACGAUGUCGAUGAUGAUCGUAGCUGUGAUUUUAAUUUCUAUAAUUUUCGUCCCAUCGGGAUCGGGAGUACUUCAUAUCCGCCUCCUAAUUCCCAGCCAAGUGGUGUGAUGAACGAGAAUGAUACUGUGACUACAUCCAUGGAGAAACUCGGGACCUUUGACUAUGGGGCCUUGUUUUUUCACUUAGACAAUACAAUGAAGAACCUUUCUGAUAAACUUCAUCACACAAUUGAAGGUAUUGGCACACAAAUCUCUAGCCUUGAAGAUGAAACUUGCAAAAUUGAUAACCAUGUAGAGGAUUUGAAGAACUUCACAGAAAAGUAUCACGGGACAACCCACAUGAAGCUAAAGAAGAUGCAUAAUGUUUUACAAGAGGUACAAGAUGAUGUCUUAUUUUUGAAAGACAAACAUGAAAUAGCAGAAACAAAGCUUCAACUUGCUAAACUUCAAGGUUCAAAGAGAGACAAAGAACCUGCUGCUCAAACAAAUCCACACCACCAGCAACCAUUGCCUUCUCCACAGUCAUCUUUUCACACACCAUUAACUCCACUUCUCAACCAACCACCAUCAAAUGGAGUAACUUUCUCACAAGACUCUCAGGUUCCACAUUUUACACAAUCAUACCUUCCGAAUUCAUCUCAAGGCAUUCUUAGUCCUCAAAAUCAUCCUUUCUUAAGCCAUCAUUCUCAAGAAACAUCUAAAAUGUCAUCUUUUAGCCAUUCUGAACCAGACAGAUGGGGCUCCAGUCAAGAACAUGAAGAGGGUUUGUCCCACUUUAUGCAUGUCCAAUCUUCAAGAAACUACAAGUCUGAGUUUCAUGCUAAGUAUAUGCCAGAAUUUGCUAGCUUUUCCAACAAUGAACUACCAUUUCCAAGUAAUUACACUCAUACCCCUGAGGCCCAACCACUGCCUCAUGCAUUGCCAACUGCUGUUGAUGUAGAAGACAGGUUAAGCACAGAAGGGAAUGGUAAUACAAUUCCAGUAGAUGACAUAGUUGAUAAGGUCACAGCAAUGGGUUUCAGGAGGGACCUUGUAAGAGCUUCUGUGAGAAAACUCACAGAAAAUGGUUCUUCUGUGGAUCUUAAUACAGUUCUUGAUAAGAUGAUGAACAACAAAUGAAAUGAUCAAAUCUAUAUAAUCUACUAUGAUGUACAGAAAUUGCAAAAAGGAACAAAAUGUACAAACUGAAGAUGUUAGGAAGCCAAUUCCAUGCUUGCAAAGGGCGACUUUAUGUCAUUGUGGUAAGUGGUCUUUUCACUCUUGUCAUAUGCUUCGUAGUUUCCAUGUCAUUUGUAUUAUUACAAUACAAAUGAUUUGUGAUUGAUAUAAUAUUUGUAUAAAUCAUGUUGUAGUUUGUUUCCAUUUCCUAAUCUUGUAAUUUGCAUAUGCUUUUAUCAAUAGCUGAUGUAUAAGUGAAAAAGAUCUAUAGCAUAAUUUAUCCCAG